This is a messenger RNA of Alnus glutinosa, 1316 nucleotides long. RefSeq names its product chaperone protein dnaJ C76, chloroplastic-like. Bases 30 to 1058 code for a protein of 342 amino acids. NCBI's taxonomy places the organism in Eukaryota, Viridiplantae, Streptophyta, Magnoliopsida, Fagales, Betulaceae. The transcript has 6 exons. The record is from RefSeq and is a predicted model, not a curated record.
UAUCUUGCUCUUGAUUCCAUGAAUCAUGAAUGGAAAUAUCUACGAAGGGUUUCAUUCUUCCUGAAAGGGCUGAAGAUAGCUUCCGAGUACUCAACCGUUUGGCUACAGAGAGAACCUCAAAAGAUCCUCAAAGAAGUAUGUCGGUCUUUGUUGUCCCAGUUGGCCAAAAUUCAGCGCCAAUAGCUUUCCAAAUUCAUGGCCAUUUGGAUACAAAGAAGCCCCUGUCAAGGUGGGGGCAGAGAUGCACUGUGAUCAGAUGUCACCAUAACAAGAGGGCAGGGGGGAGAGCAAGAACAGAGAAGAAGAAUUACUAUGAGUUGCUUGGCGUUUCUGUUGAUUCAAACUCCCAGGAAAUCAAAAAAGCUUACAGGAAGUUGCAAAAGAAGUAUCACCCAGAUAUUGCAGGCCAAAAGGGAAAUGAGUAUGCUCUAAUGCUGAAUGAGGCCUAUAAGGUGCUGAUGAGAGAUGAUCAGAGGAGGGAGUAUGAUGCUUCCAUUUGUCAAAUGAGAGUACCAAAUGGGACAAACUACUCUACCUUAGGCUAUAGCUCAUGGAAAGGGCCCUUGAGACCCCAAGCUCUAUUUGUGGAUGAAAAUGCAUGCAUAGGGUGCAGAGAAUGUGUACACCAUGCAAGUAACACUUUCGAAAUGGAUGAAGCUCUCGGGUGUGCAAGAGUCAAAGUUCAAUAUGGAGAUGAUAACCAAAAAAUUGAGGUAUCAGUUGGUUCAUGCCCUGUGAAUUGCAUCCAUUGGGUGGAUAGAGAAGAGUUGGCAGUACUGGAGUUCAUGAUUCAGCCUCAGCUGAAAGAAGGGUAUGGCGUAUUUGGAGGAGGUUGGGAAAGACCUGCAAAUGUAUUUAUGGCAGCUAAGUCCUUCACCAAGCAGCUGAAUCAGCAAGCUGGCACUCAAAGAAAUGCACGGGCAACUACUGAAGAAGAAACCCCUGCUCAAGCCGAGGCCCGAGCUAACGCUAGCAUGAAAAUAAAGAUGGAGAGGUUUUCAAGACUAUGGAAAUGGAUGGGAGAAAUUUUUGGAUCAAACAUGUUGAGCAGAGACUAAAUUACGCAAAGAUAGGCAAAUGUGAUUUGAUCAUAUAGUCUCCAGAGAAAGCUGCCUAGAGAAGUCAAUUAUAGAUAAUUCUUUAAAUUACGAAUUUAGACAAUUAUAAUAUUAAAUGUACAGAUCCUGUUUCGGGUCAGAUGCACCAUUAGAAAAGAGGAAGAAGUGCACUGGUUACAACUUACGUAUAAUGAAAAUAGAACCAAGAUACAAUAAGGAAGCAAAUAGAUUAUUUAAUGUUAUAGCUAUUGCAUACAA